Molecule: messenger RNA, 2672 nt
Organism: Puntigrus tetrazona (Sumatra barb)
Lineage: Eukaryota; Metazoa; Chordata; Actinopteri; Cypriniformes; Cyprinidae
Product: zinc finger protein 318
Biological process (GO): positive regulation of DNA-templated transcription; negative regulation of DNA-templated transcription
Cellular component (GO): nucleoplasm
Source: RefSeq, a predicted model, not a curated record
UGCAGGCGGCGCUGUGGCAGAGCUCACGGUCAUGAAGACACACAGGACCUCAGCGAGUGAAUGAAAAAAUAAACUCGUUGAAACCACACAUGAAGUGAUCAGAUAUUUAUAGAAAAAGAUGUACCGAGGUACUUCGAACCCGGAUUAUCACCGACCUCCCGUACCCCAGGCAGGGUUCGGACAUCCCGCAGCAUCUUUUGGACUUCCGCCGUUCUGUCCACCUUUUGGGGUUCCUCCAGGGCCUCGAUACUGCGCUCCUCCGCCCGGUCCUCCUCCAGGACGACCGUAUGGAGCAGGGAAUGAAAACUACAACAGAGAAGCGUAUUACGAGAACCACCCCUUCACCAGCCACACUGCUGACCAAAGUGGUUCCACGCUGAUCAGCUCUCUGCUUACAUCUUCAAAUCAGCAUCAGCUUAGUCACGCCUCACAGAAUUGGUCAACCAAAAGUCUAGAUGAGCAAAACCAAGAAGUCCGGAAAAAGGCUGAAGAGUUUCUCAGAAUCCUGGAGGCAAGUGACCGGAUUGAGCUGCCGGGAGAUAAAAAUGACAGUGGUGAUCGCACAGCAGACAAGCAUCCCAGCCGAAUGCGGAGCCGGAGCAGAGGGAGGAGCCGUCCACGCAGUCGCAGCAGGAGCCGUGGAAGGAGCCGGGGGAGAAGUCGAGCUCGGAGCCGUGGAAAGAGUCGGCCUCGCAGCAAAACACGCAGCCGCAGUCGAGGUAAAAGCCGCACGAGGGCCAAAAGUCGUGCGAGAAGUCGUAGCCGCAGCCAGCGCAGUCAUGGGAAGAGCGGAGCACACAGUAAGAGUCAGUCGCGCUUGAGCCCCAGCCAGACAAAACAAGCUUCCAGAGGAACCGCUGAAGGCAAUCGCAGCUCAAGCAGCGCCGGCAGCGGAAGCAGCCUUGGCAGCAGUGCCAUGCCUGAUCUGUUUCAUGGGCUAAAACAGAUCCUACAAAACAAAGAUCUAGACAAACACCUGCCUUUGGUCAAGAAUGCCCUCCUUAGAAGCCAGAAUACUGAUGACACAAAGGGAACGUCUCCAGCAAAAGUAAGAGGCUUCCAGAACCUAGAACCUGAAGCCUGUGCUGAACUCUGCUAUGGUUCCAUGCUUCCUCAUGAGAGGGCUGGCAGAGACAGUGGCAGCUUUUCCAAUAUCUUAUCCUGGAACACACCCAAACAACAGCCUGAAACCAAGCCUGCGUACCAGAGUGUUGAAGAUGAAGAAAAAUUCCUUUACGGAGAGGAAGAGGAGCGCUCCAAACCUCAGGCCGUGACCGUUCCAUUGGCCCAGACGAGAUCUGUGAGGUCUCUGAUUCAUCCUCUCAGUAAAGAACACCAGACUCACGGUCUCCAGGAACCCAAAGCACAUGUCAUGCCUGCAAGUGUGCCGCCCGCUGCUUCUGGCACAACGAAAGUCACUCCAGAGGAAUGUGAGAAGGUGAGAACCCUCCUGAGAACCAUCGGCCUGAAUCCAGGCAUGGCUGAUAUCUGUAAAAUGGCUGCCAGACUAAAGGAAAAAAAGGAAGAACAUGGAACGCCUGCUUCGCUUCCGAUGCUCAAACCAACCCUGGAGGCACUGCAAGCAAUGUCCAGAGCGACCAAAACCGAUGACAGUAGGAGUAAUUGUUCUGGAAGCAGCCAUUCUAAUCACGAUUCCAAGCGCGAGGAGAAGAAGAAGAAUGAGAAGGAGAGAGAUAGACGAGAGAAACAGAUUCAAAAGAAAAGGAAAGAGUACUUGGUGAAGGAACUGGAGGGUCUCCUGAAACAGGAAGGCGAUGGUGAUUUGAUCCCGGUGAUGGGUUUCUUCUGCCAGCGUUGUGAGGAGUUCUUUGGUGAUCUGAACAGUGCAGAAAGACAUGUAGAAAGUCACAGCCGCAAGGACUGGAGCAAGACAACUGGGUCGCAGGAGCAGCACAGGGAUGCUAAGAGACAUGAAGACCAGCAUAACACAGCAUCUCACAGACAAGAGAGCCCAAACAGUAGGUCCUUAAGGAUCUACCAGGACCACAGGGAACGCAGUCCUGACGGAAAGCGCACCAGAGACGAAAGAAGUCCUCAUUCUACUGAUAGCAAACUCAAAAACGAGCCAGAGGGCAAAGACAAUAAAGAUGAGAGUAAAGACAAGCGCAAAGAGAAAAAGGAUAAAACUGAUGAUGAUGAUGUAGAAUCAACAAAGAGUGAGAAAAAGAAAAAGAAGAAGGAGAAGAAAAUGAAGAAAAAAGAAAAGAAGAAGAAAAAGGACAAGAAAAAAUCAGAUAAGGAGUCACCUUAGUUUUAAUGAUCUUUUUUCUAAAAGCAUCAGCUGUGUGUUUGAGCCACAUUUCGAUCAGCAGUCCUCGAUGAGUCUUCUCUGGUUGAAGGCCUCAGAAUGUCUAGACAUGGUUGUUAAAAUGUUAAUGCAUCCUGUAGGUGACACUCCAACUGCAUACAGUGUAGAACCGGACGCUCAGCUUGCAUAGUCACUUUUAAUGUGAAGAACCAGAGAUGAUGUGAAACUGAAACUAAGGUCAGAGCCUUCUAUAAAUGCGCAGACAUGCUGGUUGUAUAUUCAGCCCAGCCUGAAGUUUGUCCCACUCGUCAUUAUCCUAUCAAGUGUUCCACAAACCAAACACGCUGCAGCGGUUUAGUUCUGAAACAUUUGUGUGCAGGAAUAAAAGGUUUUUUGGAUUAGA